AAAGGGAUGUCGGUAACUCUGCACACUGAUGUGGGGGAUGUAAAGUUAGAACUAUUCUGCGAGGAAUGUCCCAAGACUUGUUACAAUUUCCUAGCUCUUUGCGCGAGUGAUUACUACAAUGAUUGCAUAUUCACUAGGAACAUCAGAGGCUUUCUUGCACAGACAGGAGAUCCGACUGGUACUGGGAAGGGAGGAAAGAGUUGUUGGGAGUCGAGGUACUUUCCAGACGAGAUACACGAAGGUAUAAAGCACUCUAAGCGGGGUAUGGUCAGCAUGGCUAAUAGUGGUCCUAACAAGAACUCUUCUCAGUUCUUCUUCACUUAUGCCGAACAGGUGAAUCUAGACGGGAAGUUUACAGUGUUUGGGCACGUGAUAAGUGGGCUGGAAGUGCUGGACGACCUGGAAAAAGUACCAGUGGAUGAGAAACUCAAACCCAUCACUGAUAUCAAGAUCAGACGAGCCACGAUACACGCUAACCCCAUUGCUGAAUGGGGCUGACUCUAAUCUUAUACUAUUGCCAGACAAUAAUCAGGUGUUGUUCAGGGUGAUCUGAAUGACUUGUUGUUUAAAGACAUCAUCUUUUAAGGUGUAAGUUUUGUUGCCGAUGUACCUUCUUUUUUUUUUAACAAUUAGUUUUGCAAUACUAGUGCUUUACUAGUACGGCACUUAUUCCAUCUCGUAAGUCUGGGAUCCCUACUUUCUUGGCAUAUGUGAUUGGAUAUUUAUUCUAUUCUCUAUGUUAAAAUGACAAAUGUGACACAGUGACAUCCCAAAUAUUGAUAAGCAUUAAAAAUCAGAGAGAA
Messenger RNA from Bolinopsis microptera, 803 nucleotides. RefSeq names its product peptidyl-prolyl cis-trans isomerase-like 3. Gene Ontology annotation, molecular function: peptidyl-prolyl cis-trans isomerase activity. The coding region runs from base 7 to 498 and encodes 163 amino acids. Gene Ontology annotation, cellular component: catalytic step 2 spliceosome. NCBI's taxonomy places the organism in Eukaryota, Metazoa, Ctenophora, Tentaculata, Lobata, Bolinopsidae. Gene Ontology annotation, biological process: protein peptidyl-prolyl isomerization. The transcript has 3 exons. The record is from RefSeq and is a predicted model, not a curated record.